GGAGACUCGGAGCAGCUCCUGCCGUUGCCGGGGGCUGACAGCGCAAGGGAAGAGGGAGCCGGACGGUCCUGUCCGAAAGGUGCGGGCAGGAGUAGUGAGCUGGGCGCGGUGUUAGAAAAGUCUGGCAGGGUCCUGAGGCCGUCGGUGCAGGGACCCUGCCAGGCACAAGUGCCCUUGUCCCCACAGAAAGCCACAAGCACCCCUCAGGCAGUGCUGUCUCCUGUUAAUGGCGAGCUACAGCACUCUGCACCGUAUGGCGGUGCUGCUUCUGAUGAACCAUGUGAUGAUUUAAGCAGAGAUUCAACAAAAGGAAGCUUGCAUCAUGAGAGAGGCAAAAGCAAGAAGUACCAGCUUAUGCCGGUGGUGGUCUUGGAUCCUCAGGAAGUGCCAGUGUGGCUGACGAGCACGAAAUGCAGCAAAAAAUCAGAUAUUCAACCUGACUGCCAGCAGCCGGUAUCUCCUUUGGGCCUUCGAGGAGUCUUGGACAGUAAACAUAAAAGUACCAAGGUUGUUUCUGGAGAAGGAAGUGCCUGUAGAAAAGCCUGCAUCAGUGGCUUCAGUGCCAGCCGGUGGGGGAGACAAACAAGGCUCCGUCCAAAAAGGCACAAAAAUAAGAGGCAGCAGCCUAAUAACUCCUUUUUCAGACCACAGAUGAGGCAAAAAGGAAUGAAAAAGAACGUUCCAGAGAUCUCUGUAGAUAUGAGAGACAAUGACUAUUCACUCCUCAAUAGCUCCUACUCCUGGACUAGAGUUCGAGCAUCUUUGUCCUUCCAUAAGAAGAAGAAAGUUACCACAGAAGAGAGUUUCUACGGCAGCAUCCUUUGUACCCCUUCUGCGAAAUCCCAGCUUUCAGGGCACCAAGCAACCCCAUCUGCUGGUAAUGCUCAGUGCUGCGCUUGGUCUGCUUCCUCCAUGGUCCUGCUGGCUCCCAGGAAUUCCUGUUCUGUCCUGGAGCUAAUGCUUACAGAUGCAGAGAAGGUGUUUGGGGAAUGCCACCAAGAGGGGCCUAUCGCUUUUGAGGAAUGCAUUCCUUUAGAUAAGAUGAAAAAUUGCAAGAAAAUUGGAGAAGGGGUGUUCGGAGAGGUCUUCCAGAUCGACAAUGAGAGAGGACCUGUGGCCUUAAAGAUAAUUCCCAUUGAGGGGACUGAAAGAGUAAAUGGUGAAGCUCAAAAGAGCUUUGGAGAGAUUCUACCUGAGAUAAUAAUUUCAAAAGAACUCAGUCUUCUGUCUGAAGAGUCUGUGAAUAGGACUGUUGGGUUCAUCAGCUUGUACUCUGUGCACUGUGUUAAAGGGGCCUAUCCUAAAUAUCUCCUGGAAGCCUGGGACACAUACCACAAAGUUACGGGAUCAGAAAACGAUCGGCCAGACCUUUUUGGGGAUGAACAGCUCUUCAUGGUUCUGGAGUUUGAAUUUGGAGGCAGUGACUUGGAGAAUAUGAGAAACAGGUUCAGCUCAGUGGCAUCGGCAAAAAGCAUUUUGCACCAGGUCACUGCUUCCCUGGCUGUGGCAGAACAGGAACUGCACUUCGAGCACAGAGACUUGCACUGGGGCAAUGUGCUGGUAAAGAAAACGGAUGUAAAAGAGCUUAAUUAUGUGCUGAAUGGGGCAACACGCACAAUCCCCACAGCAGGGAUUCACGUCAACAUCAUAGAUUAUACCUUGUCUCGGCUGGAGAAAGAUGGGUUAACUGUGUUUUGUGACCUUUCCACUGAUGAAGAACUGUUUCAAGGCACGGGGGACUACCAGUUUGAUAUCUACAGGCAAAUGAAAGUGGAGAACUCCAACAGCUGGACUGACUAUCAUCCACACAGCAAUGUCCUCUGGCUGCACUACUUGUCAGAUAAACUUUUGAAAGACAUGGGCUACAAGAAAAAGGAAUCAACUUCUUCCAUGAGGAAAAUAAAGCAGCAGCUCAUUAAGUUCCACAAAGAAGUACUGACCUUUGAGUCUGCCAAUGAAGUUUUACAAAACAGCAGCCUCUUCCAGUGA
Molecule: messenger RNA, 1989 nt
Organism: Balearica regulorum gibbericeps (East African grey crowned-crane)
Lineage: Eukaryota; Metazoa; Chordata; Aves; Gruiformes; Gruidae
Gene: HASPIN
Product: histone H3 associated protein kinase
Biological process (GO): intracellular signal transduction; mitotic cell cycle; protein phosphorylation
Cellular component (GO): nucleus; cytoplasm
Molecular function (GO): ATP binding; histone H3T3 kinase activity
Source: RefSeq, a predicted model, not a curated record